Orbicella faveolata is the source of this 1142-nucleotide messenger RNA. RefSeq names its product importin-5-like. Gene Ontology annotation, biological process: protein import into nucleus. The record is from RefSeq and is a predicted model, not a curated record. Lineage: Eukaryota; Metazoa; Cnidaria; Anthozoa; Scleractinia; Merulinidae.
CAGGCGCAUGCGUACACACCGAAGGUUGGGCAAUAUGGUGGCCGUAAUGGCGAACGAGCAGCAGCAAUUCGAAUCUCUUGUUACCCAGCUGAUGUCCCCUGAUAACAAUAUCAGGAAUCAGGCAGAGGCACAUUAUGAUACAAUUGAUGAGCCAACAAAAAUCAAAUUCCUUAUUCAGAUGAUUAGAACGUCAGGAAUCCCUGAGGUUCGCCAGAUGUCAGCUGUACUCUUGCGUAGGAUUUUCUCAAGCUCAGUGGAUUUUUACGACAAACUUGACCCAGCAUUUCAGCAAGAGAUGAAAAAUGAUUUGCUCAAGGCAAUUGGUGAUGAAGAGGUGCAAACAAUCCGCAAAAAAGUUUGUGAUGCUGUUGCUGAAUUAUCUAGAAGUCUUCUUGAUGAGGAAGGGUAUAAUCAUUGGCAAGAACUCUUGAAAUUUCUCUUUGGAUGCUGCAAUUCACCAAAACCAGAGCUGAAGGAAAGUGCACUUCAUAUUUUUGUAUCUUUUCCUGGAAUUUUUGGAACACAACAAGAGCAUUAUAUGCAGGUUAUCAAACAGAUGUUGUGGCAGUGUCUUCAGGAUCAGUCUAGUCAACAGGUUCGUUUUAUGUCAGCACGUGCAUCCGUUGCCUUUAUUACAGAUCAAGUUGAAGAAGUCAAACAAAGGCAAUUUGCUGAUUUAGUCCCAGGUAUAGUACAGGCUGUUCGGGAAAGUGUUCAAGCAAAUGCUGAUGACUCCGUGUUAAAAUGUCUGAUAGACUUAGCCGACACUUGUCCCAAGCUUCUCAGGACAAAUUUGGAACAAAUUUUAGACUUGAUGUUGGAGAUUGUUCGUAACACAAGUCUUGUUGAAAGCUGGAGACAUUUAUCUUUAGAGUGUGUGGUGACACUAGCUGAGACAGCACCAGCCAUGCUGAGGAAAUGUCAGAAAUACAUCCCGGUAAUAGUUCCUGAGAUGCUGGCAAUGAUGGUUGACUUGGAAGAUGAUCCAGAGUGGAGUAUCUCUGAUGAACUUGAUGAUGAAGACUCUGAGAGGUAGUCACUGUUUGUUUUUUCAUCCUUAAAUGUUAAAGUACUCUUCAAGUGAAACUUGUCCUUUUAGGAGGAAGAAUGAGAAAAUGCUAUGCUUUUAGGAUGUGUCAAGG